AACUUUGAACUCUUUACUAUUUUCAGGGUCAUGUGUUGGCUGAUGCUCCUUCCGCUUGUGAUAGCAGCUGCAAUCAGAGCUCGAAGAGAAAAUGUUAUCAGCUUCCUCAAUGAUGCCCUCGAUACAACCACAGGGAAGACUUUACCUUCAAUUUUGACAGCACAUAAAAAUCUUCUAAAUGAUCCAAAGACAGAACAAUAUUCUCAGGAUCUUUCUGAGGACCAGUCUACAGAGAGUGUCAAACAUGAUUCAAUUGCAGAACCAGCUGAGUCUGAUGCAAAUGUUGGAGGGGAAAGUGAAGACCUUAACAGCGAUGAGAUCCAUCAAUCAAGAGAGAAACUCCCACCUCGCAGGCAAAUUGGAGCAGUGAAUGUGAGCAGGAGACGAGCUCAAGAUCAACAAAGUGGAGAACACGCUGAUGUCAACAGUGAGGAAGAAAUCAUCGAUGGUGUAAACAUGUCAAGCUUAUUGCCCAUCCAAGACAGCAGUGUUGACAGGAAAUCAUCUGCUGAAGGUGCCCACUCACUGGCCCCGAGUAGAGAAAUGGUGGAUGAGGACAGUUUGCCAAUGAAUUCUGCUGCACUCGUCAGAGAUUUUGAUGAUGAUGGUGAUGGUUACAAGGAUGAUGGUCACCAGCAAAUCUGCACUCACAAUACCUGCCAGAUAGACAGGCUCAAUCUUGUAGCAUGA
This is a messenger RNA of Corythoichthys intestinalis (scribbled pipefish), 690 nucleotides long. RefSeq lists its product as uncharacterized. Bases 31 to 690 code for a protein of 219 amino acids. The transcript is spliced from 8 exons. The record is from RefSeq and is a predicted model, not a curated record. NCBI's taxonomy places the organism in Eukaryota, Metazoa, Chordata, Actinopteri, Syngnathiformes, Syngnathidae.